AUGGCCACUUCGACGACAACCGCUGUUGAGCUCCUCCAGCUUCCCGUACAAACCAAUCGAACUCACAACAACGCCAGCAGAGAUGAGUCUCAGAAUGCCUCUCCUGAUGAUGUGCUGGAGGCAUCCCGCUUAGCGGACUCUGUCGUACCGGAUGGAGGCUAUGGAUGGGUUGUCGUUGGUGCCUGCGCAGUCAUUUCAUGGUGGUUUGUCGGAAUGGGCUACAGCUGGGGCGUGAUUCAAGGAGCCCUCGUGGAAAAGGGCCUCUCGACACCAGCAACUCUGUCCUACGUCGGUUCCCUCGCCGUCUCCCUCAUAUCAUGUAUGGCUAUCCUCAACGCCCGCAUCAUCCGAGCCAUUGGCGCCCAACGAACCGCCUUGCUAGGGAUCGUCCUUCUCGGCAUAUCCGAAAUCAUCAGCAGCUUCACAGUGUCCAACCUCGCUGGGUUAUUCAUCACUUCCGGCGUCAUCGUAGGUCUCGGCAUGAGCCUCUGCUUCAUGGCUGUGUCUGCUACCCCGGCUCAGUAUUUCAGCAAGAAGAGGGGACUGGCAAAUGGCAUUGUAUUUGCGGGAGGAGGUCUUGGUGGAGCGACGACAAGCUUCUUCCUGGAUGCUGUGAUCCAGCGACUUGGAACUGCAUGGGCGUAUCGAAUUCUCGGGUUCGUGACGUUGGCAACGGGCCUUCCUGCCGCGUGGCUAGUCAAGGAGCGAUCACCUGUCAAGACUGCAUCGUUCAUUGAGUGGCGUCUCUUUCGCGAUCUUGGGUUCGUCAUCAUCUUCGCUGCCGGCGCAAUCGCAACGUUUCCUCUCCUCGUCCCCCCUUUCUUUAUUCCUCUGUACAGCAGAUCAGUUGGACUAUCUUCUUCUACCGGAGCUGGUCUCCUGGCAGGCUUCAACCUGUCAUCCGCUGCGGGGAGAAUCCUCUGCGGCUUCUUCUGUGACAAGUUCGGGGCGCUCAAUGUCCUGUUCUGUUCCCUGUUGAUUAAUGCCGUCACAAUGUUGGCACUAUGGCCUGCAUCCACGACUCUGGCCCCCCUAACUGUCUUUGUCGUUCUCAACGGCGCAGCGAAUGGAGGCUUCUUUUCCACCAUGCCCACCGUGGUUGGCAAUGUCUUUGGAUCGCAGAGAGUGUCUGUGGCCAUGGCCAUGAUCGUCACAGGUUGGGGUGGCGGGUAUUUGAUGGGCUCCCCGAUUGCUGGAUACCUUCUUGAUGCAUAUGGUGGAACAGGCAGCGGAUUCCAGGCGUACCGGCCUGCCAUCACCUAUGCGGGCUGCAUGGGACUUGGAGCUACGGGCCUUGUGGCAUUCGCCCGAUUGAGAAAGGACCGAUCGUUGAUUGCAAAAGUUUAA
Trichoderma reesei QM6a is the source of this 1347-nucleotide messenger RNA. RefSeq lists its product as uncharacterized. The record is from RefSeq and is a predicted model, not a curated record. The transcript has 4 exons. Gene Ontology annotation, cellular component: fungal-type vacuole membrane. The coding region runs from base 1 to 1347 and encodes 448 amino acids. Gene Ontology annotation, biological process: transmembrane transport. NCBI's taxonomy places the organism in Eukaryota, Fungi, Ascomycota, Sordariomycetes, Hypocreales, Hypocreaceae. Gene Ontology annotation, molecular function: transmembrane transporter activity.